Ficedula albicollis (Collared flycatcher) is the source of this 2947-nucleotide messenger RNA. RefSeq names its product tectonic family member 2 (gene TCTN2). The record is from RefSeq and is a predicted model, not a curated record. Gene Ontology annotation, biological process: smoothened signaling pathway; protein localization to ciliary transition zone; cilium assembly. Gene Ontology annotation, cellular component: MKS complex. NCBI's taxonomy places the organism in Eukaryota, Metazoa, Chordata, Aves, Passeriformes, Muscicapidae. The coding region runs from base 17 to 2083 and encodes 688 amino acids. The transcript has 18 exons.
CGCCCGCCGUAGCGCGAUGGGGGUUACCGGCUUCGGGGCCCUGCUGAUGCUGUUGCUGCUGCUGCUGCUGCGGGCGGCUCCCUGCCCCGGGGACAGCGUCUUUCAGCCUUCGUUUAUUCAUAUGUCAGGGUCCAGAGUGAAUUCAUUUUUCCUUGGCAAUUCUUCAGGAGUUAAUUUUUCUAUAAUUUUAAAUCCUAGAGAUGCAGAGACAGGAAAAUUGCAACUUGCAAAUUGCAGUGGAAAUAGGAGAGCUGGAGAUUGGAAGUUGGAUGUAACUCCUGGUGUGAACACUUCCAAGGUGACUGUGAGCCUCAGCAGAACUCUGGAGCUGUGUUUGCCCAAUGCCACCGAGUGCUGCCCCUCACCUCUGUGCAUGCUGGAAACACUCCAGGUUGUAGCUUGCCGUGGUUCAGUGAUGCUGGCACAGCUCCUGAUUCAAGCUGAAAUAUUUGCCAACUCUUCCUUUGCAGGAAAUGUUUCAGAAAAUGCAACUAUCAUCCCAAACCAGGCAUUUAAGCCUUUGGGCUCUUGUCCUUGUGACUUAACAGCUGGAGCUUGUGAUGUUCGUUGUUGCUGUGAUCUGGAGUGUACACCAGACUUGCUACAGUUAUUCAGUGAAUCAUGUUUCACUGGAGUGUUUGGUGGGGAUGUAAACCCACCUUUUGAUCAGCUGUGCUCUUCCCAGUCAAUGGAAUAUACCCCUGAGUGGUUUCCCUUCCUUUGUGUACAGUCUUCUCUUGACAACACACCAUUUCUUGGCUAUUUUUAUCAUGGCUCUACUUCUACACCCAAAGUUCCUUCAUUUAAGAUCCCUCUACAAACUUCUCCUGGGAAACCUUUCACUGGUUACAGAGAAGGAGAUCCAAUUAUAACAGAAGAAGAUGAAUAUUUUACUGUUCCCCAGCAAUCCAUGGCUGGACAGUGUGUUGGGAAUGCUCCCGUGGCGUAUCUCCACAACUUUGAUGUCAAGUGCCUGACCAGUUUGGAGUCUUACAAGGAAGGCCUGCCCCAUGACGUGAGGAUAAACAGUGGCACUGCAGACUUCAUCCAGCAAAAUGUUGUCUAUAGAGCCAUCACUGACAGGAGCAAAUUCAUCACUGAAAGUGAGAACCUUCUUGCUGCUGAGGUUCUGUGUCAAAAUGUAACUUUUGCAGAACAUUAUAAAUUCACUUGGAAAGACGGGAACAUUGAGCAAAUAAAUGUCACUGUCUUCCUUGGAAGCUUAUGUGAUGGAGAAAUCCUGACACAGAGAUUCACAGUCGAAUUUCUAAGUUUAAACAGUACCGAUGGAGAGGAUCUGUUUGAGAAUCCAGGGUAUCAAGUUGGAAAACCAGUGAAAGCUGCAAAUCUGAAUGCUUCUGAUCCUCUUGGAAGCCUAAACAUUUGGCAGCCAGCUGGCAGAGGUUUAUGUGCAUCAGCAACUUACAGACCAGUUCUAUUUGGAGUAGAUUCGUACUCUGGGUGCAUUCUAGAAGUUGAUAUUAAUGAAGAUUGCAGCCUUUUAAGAGGAAAUGUGACUGAGAAAUUGAAUGCAUUAAUACGAGCUACUCACAUUGGAAAGAGAGACAAUUCCAGUUACAGUGAUGUAAAUGACUGGGUGGAAAUUAUACGUCUUGAUCCAUUCAGUUCUAAUGUGAGCACUGGAGGCUUGAGAGGCAUUUGUCCAGAUAUUCCUGCAAACCUGAAUAUUCGCAUCAUCUUUGCUAAAGUGGGAGCAGUGCAAGGGAUUCCCCAGCAGCAGAUUCUUGCUGUGCAGAUCAGUUACUCAACAGUCUUAUGGCAGUUCCAGUGUGGGAUUGGCUGCAAAAACACCCUCAGCAUUCUCCCCAUUACAGCUUCUGUUCAGUUCAUUGAAGUCCCAGCUCAGCCCCCUCCUCCAGUGACAAGGUAUCGCAGGAUUUAUGCAGAGUUUGACUGCAAUAAAAAUGAGGUGUGCUGGCCACAACUCCUUUAUCCACUGACACGCUUUUACACAGGAGAGCCAUAUUCCCAGUGUCUUGCUAAAGGCCUGUUUCUGGCAUUUCUUGUUUUACUUGCAGCAAUUACGAGCAACCCUUGGUUUUCUAAAUUAUGGAACAGAUAGGUAAAAAUUAUGGAGAAACCUUAUUGGAUUUUGUAGACAAUUUAUGUGAACAUUUAAGGAUACAUAAAAUCAGUACUUCUACAGCAUACAGAAAAUGGCUGUCACUUAAAAAGCAAUAAAUUAUUUUUAAGCUCUGGACUCUGUGUUUGGAGUAGCAAAGUGCAGAGUUGACUUCAAGAAGGUGGCAAGUCCAGCCCAGAGGCUGCAGCAGGAUUGGGAUUGUCCUCAUGGAUGGACCAUUGCCCUCUCAAGCCAGUUCUCUUCUUCUAGAGUAGAAGCUCCUCUUGACAAUAAACCCCUUGUGCCCACCAAUUUUUGGAGCAGUGGGCAGACUUCUCACACUUCUCAGAAGUUGUAGCCCUUCAUAUGUUUUCAUGUGUUGAUCUGAAAUUCUUUUUUCCAGUUUGUGCUUUGCAUGUGUCUGUGUGCAGAAAACUACUCAUUGUCCUUAGCUGAUGAAAUGCAGCAUUUGGGAUUUUCUUGUGGUUCAGAUGGGCCAAAAGCUGAGGAGAGAACUGGAGCAGUUCAGCUGUGAAGACAGGCAACAGCUGGAGAUGUUCAGCCUGGACAAAAGGUUGUGUGGAGACCUCAUAGCAUCCUUCCAGUAUCUGGAGGGGCCUACAGGGCAGUGGAAAGGGACUCUUCAUCAAGAACUGUAGAACAGGACAAGGAGUAAUGAGUACCAAUUGAAAGAAGGGAAAUUGAGGUUAGAUAUAAGGAAAACAUUUUUUACUGUGGGGGUGGUGAUACACUGGAACAAGUUUCCCAGUGAGGUUGUGGAUGCCCCAGGCCUGGCAGUGUUCAAACUGGAGCAACCACGGCAGGAAGGGCUGGGACUGGGUGUUACUAAGAUCCAUUCCAAGC